Messenger RNA from Podarcis raffonei (Aeolian wall lizard), 10621 nucleotides. RefSeq names its product ADCYAP receptor type I (gene ADCYAP1R1). The transcript is spliced from 18 exons. The record is from RefSeq and is a predicted model, not a curated record. Gene Ontology annotation, biological process: adenylate cyclase-modulating G protein-coupled receptor signaling pathway; cell surface receptor signaling pathway. Gene Ontology annotation, cellular component: neuron projection; plasma membrane. Gene Ontology annotation, molecular function: G protein-coupled peptide receptor activity; vasoactive intestinal polypeptide receptor activity; peptide hormone binding. NCBI's taxonomy places the organism in Eukaryota, Metazoa, Chordata, Lepidosauria, Squamata, Lacertidae. The coding region runs from base 686 to 2296 and encodes 536 amino acids.
UGGGCAGGUUUGCGCACAGAGACCUUCUUCUUAGAUCCGGAUUCGGCUUCGCAUCUUCCUUGAUCGGGAUCAAACUCUCUUAAAAAAAAAAAGCGCGAAGCAAGCAAAUGAUAUAAUUAAAAACCACCCCAUUUCAAAGGAAAUAAGUUUUAAAAACCCACAAAGCGCUCCACCCUCAGUAUAAAUAUUUUUUUUCGAGGCAAAUGCCUUCGCGGGCACGUCCCAACGGCGUGGCAACUCCUGGUCCCUCGUUUCAAGGCGCUAGGCAGCGCUGAGGACUGGGAGUGCAUGUUAAUUCCUUCGCAGCCGAGUUGAUUUCUGAUUUAUUUAUUUAAAAAAUAAUAAUAGCGAGCACGCACACACACAUAUCUUUCUCUGCUUGUCUGGACAGUUUUUUGGGUUUUUUUGCACUGCAAUGCACUGAUGCCAUUGCAGCAGCUGUUCGCCAAACCGUGGGGAGGAAAGACCCUUUUGAAAUCUCUCUCGUUUCGCUAAAGGAGCCCCAGCCGCCGAGGACUGCUCCAGACAAGACUGCAGUUCGCCUUCCUCGGCUGGAGAUCCAAGGGCGUCCAGCUGCCGAUCGUGGGAUCUCCACCUUGGGACUGCAAUGAGAUUUGAAGAGCUUGUGGCAAAAUCUUCUGGGCUACUCACACUCCAGUCACAGGAAAAGAUCUAAAUCUGUUGCAUGAAGACUGCGGUUUGGUUGCUUGUCAAGAUGAUCGCCUGCUGGAAAACCUGUGUCUUGGCAGCCAUCUUUCUUCCUUUGGCUGCUCCGAUGCAUUCAGACUGUUUCAUCAGGAAGGAGCAAGAGGCCUGCUUGGAGACCAUCCGGAAGCUGAACGCCUUAAUGCCACUGAACGAAUCGGCUCCAGGAUGCCCAGGGAUGUGGGAUAACAUUACCUGUUGGAAGCCUGCCUUUGUGGGCGAGGUCGUCUUCGUCAAAUGCCCAGCACUCUUCACAAUGGUCAACUUCGAUGACGGCUGGGAUGUGAAUAGCUUGGCCUACGCACAACCAGGUGACCUCGAACUCCUGGACAACGCAGACGAAAUUCUAGGUGGAUCUGCAGAUUUAAAGGUUGUCGGUAGGAACUGCACUGAGGACGGCUGGUCAGAAUCUUUCCCCCAUUACUACGAUGCCUGCGGGUUCGAUGAGAAUGACACCAUGGGAGAUUAUAACCAGGAUUACUACUACCUCUCGGUAAAGGCUCUGUACACAGUGGGCUACAGCACUUCCCUUGUUUCGCUCACCACUGCAAUGGUGAUCCUGUGCCGUUUCAGGAAACUGCACUGCACACGGAACUUCAUCCACAUGAAUCUCUUUGUCUCCUUCAUCCUGCGAGCCAUUUCGGUCUUCAUCAAGGAUGGAGUUCUGUACGCCGAACAGGACAGCAACCAUUGCUUUAUCUCAACGGUGGAAUGCAAGGCUGUGAUGGUCUUUUUCCACUACUGCGUCAUGUCCAACUAUUUCUGGCUCUUCAUCGAGGGGCUGUACCUUUUUACCUUGCUGGUGGAGACUUUCUUUCCAGAGAGGAGAUACUUCUACUGGUACACCAUUAUCGGCUGGGGAACUCCUACCAUUUGCGUCACCAUCUGGGCUGUCCUUAGACUUCACUUUGAUGACGUUGGCUGCUGGGACAUGAACGACAACACAGCCUUGUGGUGGGUGAUCAAAGGCCCUGUGAUUGCAUCAAUAAUGAUCAACUUCUUGCUUUUUGUGGGCAUCAUCAUCAUCCUGGUCCAGAAGCUCCAGUCGCCUGAUAUUGGGGGCAACGAAUCCAGCAUUUACUUCUUCAUGGUGGAAAGAGAGGAGAAACAUGGCAUAUCCCAUCGCAGCUGCGUUCAGAAAUGCUACUGUAAGUCCAGCAGGGCUAAUCAACACGCUUGCAGGAUGUCAGAACUGUCCACCAUUACCUUGAGACUGGCUCGCUCCACCUUGCUACUUAUUCCACUGUUUGGGAUUCAUUACACGGUGUUUGCCUUCUAUCCAGAGAAUGUCAGCAAGAGGGAGAGGCUGGUCUUCGAACUGGGACUGGGAUCUUUCCAGGGCUUCGUGGUUGCUGUACUCUACUGCUUCUUGAAUGGGGAGUUUCUCCCUAAAGGUGCAGUCAGAAAUAAAGAGGAAAUGGAGGAGCUGGAAAGUCAACCGGUACUUUGCUGUGGAUUUCAAGCAUCGCCACCCCUCCCUAGCAAGCAGCGGUGUGAACGGGGGGACCCAGUUGUCCAUUCUGAGCAAGAGCAGCUCACAGAUUCGAAUGUCGAGCAUAAAUGCGGAGAACCUGGCGACAUGAGCGCAUAAGCCAUCUUCCUUCCCCUCCCCAAAGGGGGGGGGAGGGGAGAGAGAAAAGCUCCCUUUGGAAACAAAACAACAUCAUCAACAACAACAAAAAGGUCAUAAUUAAUUUUGGUGGUGUGGGGUGGUUGUGUCUGUCUCUGUGUUUUGUUUUAAAAGAAAAAAAAACCCACCUCCCUUUUAUUAAAAAAAAAGAGAGGCAGAGAAACAAAGUUGUUCUGGAAGCAUGAGACGUCAUCCCUGAGGGGUGGAUAAGGCAUUGGAGAGGAUUGUAAAUAUGCAACUGAGAUCAUCCGGACCAAAAAAAAAAAAAGAAGGCAUUCAACUCAUCCACCAUCUCAGCACGCUGCAAAUAAUUCCAUUCUUGGCCUGCCAUUUUUGGUGAUUGUCCUCUGUCCCAUUGUGAAUUUUGAGUGCCAAGCUGAUACCUGUGAAUGAACCAUGUAUAUUCAUCUCCAAUGCAUCUCCCUCUGUCUUGGGCUAGUCUCCGCAUCCUCUUUCAUGACAUAGAAUGUAGCCUAAAUUCUUCACUGGAUGCACGACCAACCUCGAUGAGAUGAUGGUUGCGAUGGAUCCCACCAGUGGCUGCCCAAGUGUGAGGCAUCCAAUGAGGUUGUGCAGAACUGCGCCAUGUGGACAGCAGCCACUCGAUGGAUGGAAAAGCCAUGCCCAGCGAAAAUGGAGCCAACCGGUGUAUUCCGUCCUCCAGGAAUGUAUUAGAAAGCUUCUGUUAUGCUGUGAAUUUUCUAAAAGGGUUGUCCAAGUUAAGAUAGAGCUAUAUUUUUGAGGUUGAUGGGGGGAGGGGCUGCUUCUUUUUUUAAAAAAAGUGGAAAAUAUCUAUCUACAUAUAUCCCCCACAUUAAGUCUACAUGAAUUCCUUGAAGGUCAAUUCCUCCGGACUACAUGCAAAACCUUCUCCACUGAUACAUUUCCACAGAAAUAAGGAUGUAACUGGUAGUUGUGACCCCCGACGGCACAAGCUGGUUGUGUGCCAGGGUUCACGUCGAAAGGGCUAAGCAAUUUUUGUGGGUUCUACAUAGCUAAAACAGGGGGGUCCAUUUGGGUGGGUCACAGAAGGUCCAAGAUCCAAUGCUGUGGCCAAGAAAUAAUAUAGACUUUGGAAGUGGGGAAACUUGUGUUUAGGUUGAGGCACUUCCCACGCCCCCCCAGGGGAGAGUUUAGUUUGUUUAGGAAAUCAUUAAUGCCUUCAAUAUAGGUUCGAGUGGGGAAUUUCUUCCUCGCUCCUGCCUUCUAGUCAGAGCCACAACCGAAACAUAGCUACUUCAGCCGAAUUAAAACAAUGAUGUCAAUUCUCAGGAGACUUUGUGCAUUGCAUGAAGGCCUCUGGACUUUUUAUCGUUCCUCUGUGGAUUGUAUGAGCCUGUCUUAGAUGUUUCAGAUCCUCUCUAAUCUUUUAAUGUGAGUGUGUGAGCUUGCCUGUUGUGUGUGUACAUUAGAGAGGGGGGGAAGUGUUGCUAUUUUGUUAAUGAAUGCAAGCUGAGGCCAAGAAAGUUGCAACGAAAGGGCUGGUUCUUUCUCCUUUGUUUAAAUGAACGGGGUUUUUAAAUAAUAAAAUAAAUAAAGUGUUUCAGGGGGGGGGUGGAGAAGAAGAAGUGGACCAUAGGAGCAGGGAGGCAUGGGGAAUCUGACUCUGCGGAUGUUGAUGGACUACAAUUCCCAUCGUUCCCAACCUCCCUGAGGUUGAUGGGAGAUGGAAUCCAACCAAAUACAGAAGAUCAUCUAGAACGGGGUUGACCAACUCCCGAGAGACUGCGAUCUACUUUCAGAAUUAAAAUCUGGCAAUGAUCUACCCCUGCUUUUGGGGGGUUCAGGUCUAAGUUGUUGAGCUUCUUUUAGGGAGGAGGAAAGCCCCAUUUUUAUACUUCCUUAGGAAGGAAGUUCCGUUUUUUGGAGGAGGGGGGUUAAAGGCAAGGGUCAAAGGGGAAAAAGUCACUCACAAUAAUAUCUCUUUGAAUGAAAACAGCCACAGAGAGAAAGCUCCAUCUUCCCUUCCACUGAUCAGACAACAAUGGAAGGUGGGGCGAGGGGGUGGGACAGGAGUCAGUUUAAACGACACUGAGGAAAGGGAGCCAGAGAGCGACCCACAAUCUACCAAAACCUCGCGGGGAUCUACCAGUAGAUCAUGAUCAACCUGUUGGACAUCCCUGAUCUAGAACAUACAGAGGACCAUAGGCUCCCCAUCCCUGAGCUAGAGCUUGGUCCGUACAUGUUGAGUAGCACAAUCUGCUCCUUCAUCAUACAUUGGGGAAGGGCCAUAGCUUAGUGGUAGAGCAUCUGCCUUGAAAGCAGAACAUCCCGGGUUCAAUCCCCAGCAUCUCUAGGUAGAGCUGGCAGGGACCCCUUGCCUCAAAUCCUGGAGAGUCGCUGCCGCACAGUGUAGACAGCAGUGGGCAAGAUAGAGCUGGAGCAAUGGUCUGACCCAGUUCAAGGCAGCAUCCUGUUUUCCUGUGUUCCUAAUCUCAUGCCAUGCAUGGACCAGUUUGUCAGCUUCAACACACAUUAGCUGCCAUCUUGGCUCCAGUGUCCAUGGAAAAGAAGCUCCAGGAGAAAUAGCUUUGCACACCUUGUGCAUCAGGAUAUCCAACACAGCCUGCUGGCUAAGCAAGGAACAGCCACAGUGGUGCCCUCUGGGUGAUAAUGAACUACAUUGACCAUCAUCCUUAGCCAUUGGCUGUGCUGCCUGUGCCCACUGGGCAAUGUAGUCCAACCAUCCUUGAAGGGCACCAGGUUAGCUGCUACCUCUGGGCUAAGCCAUGUAUGGUGGCCCAUCAGGUCCUCCACAACCUUGUCCCUCCCUUGUUUGGCCAGGUGGUUUAUCAAGUCCCAUUUGGCUCAGUGGGUCACCGGUUGUGUUGAGAACAAUGCAUGAGUUCCCUUCGGUAUCAGAGAGAGCUGGGCAUAAACACUCCAUGCCCCCAUGCAGUCUUCUAGUGGCAUCAAAGGGGGAAUGGAGGUCCAUAUUAGCAUUGAGCUCUCUGGGUUUCUGGAAAGGGUAGUCACCGCUUAGGAGCCUUGACUGCAAAGUCUCCUUGGUGCCACUCCCAACCCACUACUACAUAUGGGAUGGUUGUCACAGGCUGAAAGUUACCUGCUUGCAAAUCCUUGCAUAGCACCUAACAGAUACCUCCAGCUGCCGGCUUAGGAGGUGGGUUGGACACUACCUCAUGGUAAUUGUAGCCAUCGCAUCUUAGCAGAGCAACCAUGGGGUGAAACAAAACUGACUGGGAUCCAGAAGGCGGUUGCCCCAUUUGACCAGCCCUGGGGGUGAGAGAAGCAAAGGCAUAUGGGACUCUUCCCAUUCCAAUGACUGGAUCAUGGCCACUGUGUACAAAAGCUCCUUUUCCUUCUUUCUGGAUUUUGUUCGCUCACGUCGUGAUGUUGUGUGAAAUGUAUUUUUUUUCAAUAUAUAUCUAUAAAUCGUUUGUUUGUUUUUUAAAGAAAUGAGCAAAUGGAUGUGUCCAUUUAGACCAGGGGUCAGCAACCUUUUUCGGCCGUGGGCCGGUCCACCGUCCCUCAGACCAUGUGGGGGGCCGGACUAUAUUUUGAAGGAAAAAAUGAAUGAAUUCCUAUGCCCCACAAAUAACCCAGAGAUGCAUUUCAAAUAAAAGGACACAUUCUACUCAUGUAAAAGCACACUGGUUCCUGGACCGUCCGCGGGAUGGAUAGAGAAGGUGAUUGGGCCAGAUCCGGCCCCCGGGCCUUCGGUUGCCUGCCCCUGAUUUAGACUGUAUUCACACGACAGUUUAUUCUGCUUUCAUUGUGUUUCCCUAACUGUUAAAUAUAUUUGAGCUUUCACAUGAUGUGAAAGCCACUUCCAGGAAUACAGAAUAAGUUUAAUGCUCAUUUCCAUGUUAUUUGCAAAUAGAUUUCCCCCCCUGGAAGUAAGUAACAGGGAAAUGAGCACCAAAGUCACACUAUACUCCACGAUAUUUCUGAAAUUGAAAGCUCAUACUGUAUGGAAGCUCUUGCGGAAUGAAGAAAUUAACAGUUAGGGAAACAUCAGGAAAAUGGAAUAGACUGCCAUGUGGAUGGCGCAUUGUGUUCUAUUCCUGGAAGCGGCUUUUGAAGCUCAAACGUAAUGUGAAAAUUAAGUUAGGGAAACCUCAUGGAAAUGGAAUAAAGGCGGCUUCCUAUGUUCCUCUUUGGAUUGGGUUCACGUUCCACCAAGUCACAAAGAAGUUUUAAAUCACUGCAAAAUUGGCAGUUCAUUCUGAACUGUGAUUGAAAGCAACAGUUAUUUCUUUCAGAUGGAUCUCAGAUCUGUUCCCAGUUGUGAUGGUGCAUGGGACCAAAAAACAAAACAAAACCCUAUAAGUAGUAAACACAAUUUAUAUCAUCCAGAGCUUCUUGCUCACUAUGAUGCAUGCAGAGUGACUUGCCCAUUUGCUUCAAUAGAGAGGGUAGUUCUGAGAGCCCAUCCCUGGUUUUGCACAGAUGGAUCCCUCCUUUACAUGGAGGUAAAACGAGAAGCCCUUGCGUGCAGGAGAUCUGUGCCUGCAUCAGAGCUUCUGUGCCAAACAACUGAAAUUGCCAAGAUUCCAGAACUGGCAACGGAGCAAAUUUCAACCGUUCCAUAGGAUCUCCCAAGAUUCAAUGGACUGGAUGUUUGCACGUACGCUGCAACCAGUCAAUUGCACUGGUAUCAAGGGAUUAUUUUGCUCAGAUUCCACAGGGAUCGCUGCAGCAAAUUGCCAGGGAUCCAUUGAGAAGAAUGGCCAAGGUUUUGAAGGCGUCGAUGGAAGCAAUAGGCACUCAUUGAGUGCCAAAAGAAAAUGUUGCCAGGGUCGAAUGGCGGUCUGUGUAGCAUAGGCACCAGUGGAGAAAAAGGUUCCAGUUCUAUUGGCACCCAAGGAGAACGUGGCCCAGAUUGUAUCUCAGAAAGACUGCAAAGACCUUGUGGCUGCUUAGGACAACAGGCAGGUAACUCUGCAUGUCUGGAAUCUUGAAAGGCUUCCUCCUUUAAAUGGCAGACGAGAGGUGGCUGGGUUGCUCAGACCCCUUGUAUUUCCAGGCCAGACCACACACACACCCCUGGUCAAACUCAAAGCACAGGUGAAAUUUGGCAAAAGGAAGGGGUGAUGUUAUUGUCACAGCUGGUUCUGAAUGUAAGCUGGUUAUCUUCUGGUGUUGACUCUUAAGCUGGCAAUCUUUCUUAUCAACUGAAAGAGAAGGUUUAGGAAGAAAUGUCUUCGUCUGCAUGUUAUGGAUAUGAAUACCAUUUAAAUUUAUUGCCCACCCCUUCACUCUAAGGUCCCAGGGUAACAAUUAAAACACAAUGUCACCAACAUUUGUGAAAAACUUAAAUUUGCAAAAAAAAUAAGGGCAUCCUAAAAAUAUGCACCUCAGGUGUCAAAAGUUUGGUGCAUCUUCAGCAUUCAUCAAAAGCUGUAUAAUUAAGAUGUCAGAUACAUCUCUUUGCCCUGACUUUUGACACCUAAGACUCAUUUUUCUAUAUCUUUGAAUGGAAACUUACCAGAUUUGUUUUUCCCACGCCAGGCCAUGAACAAAGACACUUUCGAAAUGAUCACUUCUCUCAAUUUUGUGUUGCAACCAAUGUGCACAAUUGGGUGCAUAUCAGUCAAAAGAGCAUGCAAAACUAUGAUAGUGACAAUAGCAUACGAAAAUGAAUUCAGCUAAUGGAAAACUGCAAUUCAUGUAAUAGGCUGGAAUUUCUAUAACUAUCUGUACUUGAGGAGAAAUGGGUGCAAAAAAAAAGUGUUUAUGAAUUUUCAUAUUCUGAUAUGGAAAUGGAGCAAACUGAAUUUAAGAUUAGAAAAAUGAGGAACUGGUAGGAAAUUAAAUGUACCAUCCAUCCCUAGGGGCAACCAGAGAAGAUGGACAGCUGAAGAGUUGACAGCAGAAGACAAAUUCACCCCCAAGCAGCAGUAGUGAUGAUCUGAUUUCCCCUCCAACCCAAGCUGCCCCCAUGAUUGAAGGUGUCCUAGAGAAUAUCCCCUCCAGUAGGCCUUUUCCACAGUGGCGUGCCUGAGUGGAUGUACUUGGUGGCAGAAGUGGGUCACAGCCAUUCGGAUGCUCUGAGCUGCACUGGCUGGCUGGAUCUAGCCACCAGUGAAACUCCCCACGAUAUCUGAGUGUGACGCUAUGUUGGUGGCAUUGUGGGAAAUUUCAACCCAGCUGACUGGUGUUGCUCAGCGGGUCAGGCUGGAGGCACCAAUGCUUAUGAAUACCAGUUGCUGGGAGCCACAGGAGACAAGAGAGGGCUCUUGUGCUUGAAUCCUGCUUGCGGGUUUCCCAUAGGCACCUGGCUAGCCACUGUGAGAACAAGAUGCUGGGUUAGAUGGACCUUUGGCCUGAUCUAGCAGGCUCUUCGGGACGUGGGUGGCGCUGUGGGUUAAACCACAGAGCCUAGGAAUUGCCGAUCAGAAGGUCGGCGGUUCGAAUCCCACGACAGGGUGAGCUCCCGUUGCUUGGUCCCUGCUCCUGCCAACCUAGCAGUUCGAAAGCAUGUCAAAGUGCAAGUAGAUAAAUAGGUACCACUCUGGCGGGAAGGUAAACGGUGUUUCCGUGCGCUGCUCUGGUUCGCCAGAAGCAGCUUAGUCAUGCUGGCCACAUGACCCGGAAGCUGUCGCCGGCUCCCUCAGCCAAUAAAGUGAGAUGAGCGCCGCAACCCCAGAGUCGGCUACGACUGGACCUAAUGGUCAGGGGUCUCUUUACCUUUAUCCUUUAGCAGGCUCUUCUUGUGUUCUUAAAAUACUGUAGAAACAGGGGAGGCAUAUCCGUGAAGCACCAUCUCUGGUUACUGGAGCCCAGCAGCUGCCUAGGGAUACUUGUGGUGGACCUUAGCCCUGCCUGUGACAAGGGGCUACUGCUUGGCAAGUCUGGUCUGUCUCCUUCAUAGGAGGAGCUAAUGGGGGGACCUACACAUCCAUCCAGUGUGGUGUAGUGGUUAAGAGCGGUAGACUUGUAAUCUGGUGAACUGGGUUCACUUCCCCACUUCUCCACAUGCAGCUGCUGGGUGACCUUGGGCUAGUCACACUUAUUUGAAGUCUCUCAGCCCCACUCACCUCACAGAGCGUUUGUUGUGGAGGAGGAAGGGAAAGGAGAAUGUUAGCCGCUUUGAGAUUCCUUUGGGUAGUGAUAAAGCAGGAUAUCAAAUCCAAACUCUUCUUCAUUAUCCUCUCUAGCUUUCUCAGUUGUUGAAGGGAGUCCUACUGGAUUCCAAACAUCUGUGUCAACAGCAGCAGUAACUAGUAGCCAGGCUGGCAGGAGGACAUUGUCAAGACUCCCUUGGCAUCACCAGAGCAAAUUGCCAAAACAAAACCCCCACCAGCACCAAACAGGCAAAACUCCUUUGAUGCCCCAGUGGAGAACGUUCUUGAGUGUCAAGCUGAACUACGCCAAGGAAGGAACUGCCUCCAGGGAAGUCCAUUUGUUUAGCUUGGGUUUUGAAGGGAAAAGAUGCAAGGCCUUGUCCUGAAUGAUGCCCGUUAGCCACAGGAUCUCCGGGGAUGGGAAGUCAGGCAAGCCCAUGCCCUGCUAACCUCUCCCAUUGCACACUUGUCUUCCACCACUUGUGAUGGUGGAGCAAUUCAGUUGAAUGAAAGGACAGGAGAGGUUGCCAUUGCCACUCUUCCCAGUGAGUCCCUGGCCCAGUCAAAUUUGGCAGAAUUUCUCCUAUGACCUCAAUGAAAUUGUCACCCCAAUUUUUGCAGCCAGACAGGAGGACCACAGCAGUGUGCUGGCAGUUCCAGAUCAGCAUCAAGAGUGACCAAAUAGUCAAUAAAUUGGAAGACACAAUGUGUUUUGGAGAUUGAGGGAUGGGGUUUUAUAUACUGAAGCAGGAUGGGUUCUUAGUGGUUGAGGUCACCCUACCCCAAUGUCGGACGCAGGUGGCGCUGUGGGUUAAACCACAGAGCCUAGGACUUGCCGAUCAGAAGGUCAGCGGUUCGAAUCCCCGCGACAGGGUGAGCUCCCGUUGCUCGGUCCCAGCUCCUGCCAACCUAGCAGUUCGAAAGCACAUCAAAGUGCAAGUAGAUAAAUAGGUACUGCUCCGGCGGGAAGGUAAAAGGCAUUUCCGUGUGCUGCUCUGGUUCGCCGGAAGCAGCUUAGUCAUGCUGGCCACAUGACCCGGAAGCUGUAUGCCAGCUCUCUCGGCCAAUAAAGCGAGAUGAGCACCACAACCCCAGAGUGCUCAUCCAUGACUGGACCUAAUGGCCCUUUACCUUUUUACCCCUUUUACUUCUCUCCCCCUCCCCAUAUUAAUGAAUGGGUGGCCCUAUUAACAAAAUAAAAAUGUUAGAUCAAUUCUAGAAGAUGCUUAAGCUCAGGCUUUGCUGAAUCUCCAAAGGA